AUGGAGAAAGUCCACGGCAGGAUGCUCGAAUCCGUGGGCGACAUAAUCGAUUUCAACAAUAUGAAACUCCCCGACGAGGACUACACAGGCGCCGGGCAGGAUUGCCAAGAAAGCGACGGUUCGGUGUUCCGAGACUGCGCCAACCUGUCGGACGGUCCUCAAGAAGAGCAACAGGGGGCGGCUCCGUACGAGCGUGGAAGUGACAUUUUAAAGUGGGAGCACUUCGUCAAAGACAACGCGGUCGGUUCCAGCCUGUCGUCCAAGUUCAUUAAAGACGAGCAGGAGGCGUCGGUCAUCAUGGACGCUCCGUGUCCAGCUUUUGACGCCCUGGACAGUUGCUCCCAAGUCGUCCAAAAGCAGCCGCACUUCGGCUUCGGAGAGCCGGAGUGCGCGCGCUUCGCUCCGGUGGGUCCUCGCCCGGCGCAGGAGGCUUCGCCGAACUUCCUGGUGCAUAUGAGCCCCGCGGAGCAGAUGGGUCAUGGGCAGCCAAGGGUCGAGGCCCGCGGGUCCACCUUAGCCGGGAAGGGCGCCGCCUACCACCUGGACGCCAGUGCACCGUCACCGGUUCAUCUGGCCGUGUACAAGAGCGAGGUGGGCCGCUGGCAGGUACCUGCCGCUGCGCCCGGAGAGGCGCAGUUCUGGUGCCAACCGGCCGGGGUGACGGAGGACCCGUUCGGCUAUAACGGGAUGCACAGCCAGGCUGUCGUCGCGCGGAACCAGACGACCUUUAACGCCUUUGCGGGUUUACCUCCUCAAAGGGCCUGCGUGAUUUGCGGCGACGAGGCAUCCGGUUGCCACUACGGCGUUCUAACAUGUGGCAGCUGCAAAGUCUUUUUUAAAAGAGCAGUAGAAGGCCAUCACAGCUACUUGUGUGCCGGGCGGAAUGAUUGCAUCGUGGACAAGAUCCGGAGGAAAAACUGCCCGGCGUGUCGCCUGCGCAAGUGCUAUCAAGCGGGGAUGAUGCUAGGAGGCAGGAAACUGAAACGCUUCGGGGCCCUGAAGGCACUAGGCUUGUCGGCGUCCGCAGUCUUCCCACCGCACUUGUCAGUGUCUGCGGACGGCCAAGCCCUCGGCACGGCGGCAGGUGUUCCCGGCGUGCAGGAGAUGACAUUUUCGCAGCAGAUCAUCAACAUCUUGGAGAACAUUGAACCCGAGACUGUCUUCUCGGGCUAUGACGGCGCCCAGGCUGAUGUGCCACAUCUACUGCUCACCAGCCUCAAUAGGCUGUGCGAAAAGCAACUGCGGUGGAUCGUUAAAUGGUCCAAGUCUCUGCCGGGCUUUCGUAAUCUUCACAUCACCGACCAGAUGACGCUCAUCCAGUACUCGUGGAUGAACCUGAUGGUGUUUUCUCUCGGCUGGCGGUCCUUUAAGAACGUCACCAGGGAAUAUAUGUACUUUGCGCCCGACCUCGUUCUAAGUUUGGAACAAAUGAGGAGAUCCCCAAUUUACGACUUGUGCCUGGCCAUCCAAUUCAUCCCGCAGGAGUUCGCCAACCUGCAAGUGACUCGUGAGGAGUUCCUCUGCAUGAAGGCCAUCAUUUUGCUCAACACAGUGCCUUUGGAGGGUUUAAAAAGCCAGGGGGCGUUCGAGGAGAUGCGUCAGAAUUACAUCCGUGAGCUGACCAAGGCCAUCCAUGUGAAGGAGAAGGGAGUGUUGGCCAGCUCGCAGCGCUUCUACCAUCUCACCAAGCUCAUGGACGCCAUGCACGAAAUAGUGAAGAAGGUCAACCUGUUCUGCCUGAGCACGUUUAUCCAAGCUGACGCCAUGAAAGUGGAAUUUCCCGAAAUGAUGACCGAGGUGAUCGCCUCGCAGCUGCCCAAAGUCCUGGCGGGCAUGGUGAGGCCGCUGCUCUUCCACCCCAAGUGA
Messenger RNA from Nerophis lumbriciformis (worm pipefish), 1866 nucleotides. The record is from RefSeq and is a predicted model, not a curated record. NCBI's taxonomy places the organism in Eukaryota, Metazoa, Chordata, Actinopteri, Syngnathiformes, Syngnathidae.